AUUAUCUGAUUCUUUUUUUUCCCCCCUUUUUUUUUUCCCUCCCUCCUUCCCCCCCCUUCCCUUCUCCCCCCCACCACCCCCACCCCCCCUUCUCCUCGACAUCGCAAAUUGGCCGUCGGUUCGGGCAGGAGCAGCCGCCGGAGCGACCCCGCGGCAGGAGCCGCCGCCAGCCCCGCUCGCCCCGCUCCUCCGGGCGUCCAGCCUUGUUUUGAAGGGAGCUAACAUGGCGACGGUGCCCGUCUAUUGCAUCUGUAGGCUGCCCUACGACGUAACCCGCUUCAUGAUCGAGUGCGAUGCCUGCAAGGACUGGUUUCACGGCAGCUGUGUGGGUGUUGAAGAAGAAGAGGCACCAGAUAUCGACAUCUACCAUUGUCCAAAUUGUGAGAAAACCCAUGGAAAGUCUACAUUGAAAAAGAAAAGGAAUUGGCAUAAACACGAUAUUGGACAGACGACAGAGGUGAAGCCUGUACAGAACGGGAGCCAAGUCUUCAUAAAAGAGCUUCGAAGUCGUACUUUUCCCAGUGCUGAAGAUAUAGUCGUGAAAGUGCCAGGCAGCCAACUAACAACAGAGUAUUUGGAAGAGAAUGGCUUUGCAGAGCCCAUCCUUGUCCCAAAGAAGGACGGCCUGGGUUUGUCCGUACCCGCACCCACCUUCUACGUCAGUGAUGUUGAGAACUAUGUCGGACCGGAGAGGAGUGUUGAUGUUACUGAUGUCACCAAGCAGAAAGACUGCAAGAUGAAGCUCAAGGAAUUUGUGGAUUACUACUACAGCACAAACAGGAAAAGGGUUCUCAACGUGACCAACCUGGAGUUCUCGGACACGAGGAUGUCCAGUUUUGUAGAGCCUCCAGAUAUCGUUAAGAAGUUGUCCUGGGUGGAAAACUAUUGGCCUGAUGAUGCUCUUCUGGCUAAACCCAAAGUUACCAAGUACUGCCUGAUCUGUGUGAAGGACAGCUACACAGAUUUCCACAUAGACUCAGGAGGAGCAUCUGCGUGGUACCACGUGCUGAAGGGAGAAAAGAUAUUUUAUCUCAUCAAACCAGCCUCUGCAAAUAUUUCCCUUUAUGAACGCUGGCAAUCGGCAGCAAACCACAGUGAGAUGUUUUUUGCAGACCAAGUAGACAAAUGUUACAAAUGCACAGUUAAACAAGGACAGACGCUCUUCAUUCCAUCAGGUUGGAUUUAUGCAACUCUGACACCUGUAGACUGCCUGGCCUUUGCAGGACAUUUUCUACAUAGCUUAAGUGUUGAAAUGCAGAUGAGGGCAUAUGAAGUAGAAAGACGAUUGAAGAUUGUCAGUCUGACCCAGUUUCCAAACUUUGAAACUGCAUGUUGGUACAUGGGAAAGCAUCUGCUCGAGACAUUCAAAGGUUUGCAUAAAGCUGGACAACAGCCUCCUGCUCAUUUACUCCAAGGAGCAAAAAUUCUCAAUGGUGCUUUCAGGUCAUGGACUAAAAAACAGGCUUUAGCAGAGCAUGAAGAUGAACUACCAGAAAACUUCAAACCAGCACAACUUAUCAAGGAUCUUGCCAAAGAAAUAAGAUUAAGUGAGAAUGCUUCGAAGGCCAGCAAGGCAGACACGAGUGCCAACACCAACACCGAGGAGAUCUGUCCUGUGGAGAAGGAGGAGGCACCAUCACCCGUCCAAGUGACACCUCCACCCCCACCUGUAGAAAAGCCCCCUAAAAAAAAGACUCCCAAAACUGUGAAAACCCCCAAACAACUCAAGCCAUCCAAACCCCCCAAACCUCCCAAGCCACCUAAACCCCCUAAGCCUCCCAAAACACCAAAAGUUAAGGGAGAAGGAAAAAAGAAAGGGAAGAAGGCAAAAGAGAGCCCACCGCCAGCCAUCCCGAAUCUCGACUUGCUGGAGGCACACACAAAGGAGGCUUUGACAAAGAUCGAGACGCCAAAGAAGGGGAAGGCUGCAAAGAAUGUUUUAAGUGCUCCCAAUAAGGAAACUGCUAGUAAGCAGAAUGAGGUGGAGAAAUUUGAAGUUCGAGAGCAAAAUAAAAGCAAAACAGAAGCCAAAUGGAAAUAUAAGAACAGUAAACCUGAUUCCCUUCUGAAAAUGGAAGAGGAACACAAAUCAGAAAAGACGCCUUUAUCAGGAAAUAAGGACAGCAAAUUUACAUUCUCUUUCUCUAAUAAGAAGUUGCUUGGUUCAAAGGGAGUGAAAACCCAGCUGAAUACCAGUGUGUUUGGGUCACUGCAGAACUUCAAAGAAGACAAAGCAAAACCUGUACGAGAUGAAUAUGAAUAUGUGUCAGACGAUGGUGAACUAAAAAUUGAUGAGUUUCCAAUCAGGAGAAAGAAGAACACUACAAAAAGAGAACUGCCCUUUUUAUCAGACAAAAAAGACACUCUGCAGCACACUCCUGUUAAGAAGCCAAAGGUGGAGUCCGUGUCAUACAAGAGUGAUGACUCGUCAGAUGAAGAUUUGCUUCACAUCGACACAGAGGCAAAGCCAGGGAGGAAUUCCAAAGUAAAGAAAGAGAGUGGAAGCUCAGCAGGAAUUCUUGACCUUUUGCAGGCAAGCAAGGAAGUUGGGGGUUUAGAGUAUAACACCAACAGUCAGCCCCCUGCCUCACCCAGCACACAAGAAGCAAUCCAAGGCAUGCUGUCCAUGGCAAACCUCCAGUCGUCAGAGUCCUGCCUCCAGACAUCCUGGGGUACCAACCAGGCAAAGAACAACUCAGUGUCCACACAGAACUCUAAAAAAACGGGUGGUGGCAGUAACAAAAAUUCUGGCAAGCGCUUACUAAAGAAAAGCACAAAGAACAGCAUUGACAUCGAGGAUUAUGAUGAGGAUCAGGACCACUUGGAUGCCUGUUUCAAGGACUCUGAUUAUGUUUACCCUUCUCUUGAAUCAGAUGAAGAUAAUCCAGUGUUCAAAUCCCGGUCAAAGAAAAGGAAAAGUUCAGAUGACGCCCCUUACAGUCCAACGGCACGAGUUGGCCCCUCGGUGCCUCGGCAAGAUAGACCCGUGCGAGAGGGCACGAGAGUCGCCUCCAUUGAAACUGGACUCGCUGCUGCUGCUGCGAAACUGUCACAGCAGGAGGAACAAAAAGGCAAGAAGAAAAAAAAUACCAAAAAGAAGCUGUCAACCAACAACGUGAACAAACCGGCUCAGGAAGGCAGCUCACCAGAGCUGAAGCUGGAGUCACAUGCCAGCAGCCUCACAGAUCACGAGUACACCGCGGGGGCCAGCGCCUUUGGGGUCGCCCAGCCCAACAGGGGAUCGCAGCCGAUGGCGCCCGGUGUUUUCCUCACACAGAGGAGACCCUCAGCAUCCUCGCAGAACAGUGCCUCCGCCAAAGGAAAGCGCACGAAGAAGGGGAUGGCCACGGCCAAGCAGCGGCUCGGCAAGAUCCUGAAGAUCCACCGGAACGGGAAGCUGCUGCUCUAGCGGCAGGGAGGCGGGCGGCGCCGGGGCCGCUGCCGCCCGGCUCUCGGCCGACGGCGACGGUCACCCCUUUUAACUUUCAGCGGUCGGAGUGUACAGAAUCCUGCUAUAAAUAUUUUUUAAUAUAGAUGUCCUUUCUCAGAGCGCUGAGAGUGACUAGCCGCGAAAAGUUAAUACUAAUCCCGGCCGCCAGGGAGGGUACCGGCCCCCCCGUCCCCGUCCCGGCGCGGCCCUGAGGCGGAGCCGCCGGCGGGAGGGCGGGAAGGCGCCGCGCGGGGCCGCGGUUCUCGGGCGGCCGCCGUCGGCCCCGCGUAACUGCGUUUCCCAGCAUCCUUUUUCCUAGAAUGUAGCUUGUACAUAGCUUUUGGAAUAACCACCGCCGGGUUUUUAUAAGGGGGAAAGUCUCUCCGGGGCGCCGCCCGCCGGUACCAGCUCUUUGCGUAAAAAAACAAAACAAAACAAAAACAAAACUUCUUGUUACGAGGAGGGAGACAAGUUAUUUUACUAGCACCUUGUGGAGUGUUUUUUUCCGUGUUUUGUGACGAUGUAAUUUAUUAAUGUUUGUAGCUUUUUAUAUUUGUACAUUUCUUAUGGGCUUUGUUUAUAUACACACAUUACCGGGGCGCGGCGCCCGCGGGGAACCCGAGCAACCCGCGGCCGUGGGCGAGGGCCACGCCGGCCUGGGCGUCGUGCCGGCUUUUUUUAUUAUGAUUAUUAUUAGUAUUAUUAUUUUUUCGCGACAUGUACAUUUCUAACAAAGUUUAUCGUGGCUAUCUAUCUAUGACGGUGUUUUAUUUACCGGUUCAUAUCGAAAUGCUCUUGUAUCGAGUUGACGAAAUCUGAAGUAAACCUAGAGCAAAGUUUAAAAGAAAAAAGAAGGGAGGGGGAAAAAAAAAAGAAAAGUAAACUAUUUCAGGUUUUGUAUACAACUGCCUGGGCCUGGCCUUUUUGUGGGGUGGGUGAGGGGCAGUGUGUGAGGUUAUGGGUCAUGCCGGGCAGGAGGGAGGGCAGCCAGCCUGGCAGCGUGCUCUGCCCUUCAACCCCUUCCCUCAGCAGGGGCUCCCCUGGCCCUUUGUGAGCACACAGUGCUGAGCCAGCACCCCAGAUGCUACCCAAACCCCUCAUCAAGGCCUC
This is a messenger RNA of Colius striatus (speckled mousebird), 4540 nucleotides long. It is a transcript of the gene PHF2, whose product is annotated as PHD finger protein 2. Gene Ontology annotation, molecular function: histone demethylase activity; transcription coregulator activity. Gene Ontology annotation, biological process: regulation of transcription by RNA polymerase II; protein demethylation. The transcript has 22 exons. The record is from RefSeq and is a predicted model, not a curated record. Lineage: Eukaryota; Metazoa; Chordata; Aves; Coliiformes; Coliidae. The coding region runs from base 224 to 3409 and encodes 1061 amino acids.